AAAACUUCAAAGGGAAAUCUAGGAUCUCAGAUGCAUGUGACAGAUACGCAUAUCCCCGGCCUGCCCUGCUCCUGAUCCCGGUGUUGGAGUCCCGUCCAAGGGUGCCCGGAGUCGCCGGGGUCUCGCCACCGGAGCCGUGCUGCCCGGGGGCUGGAGCCUCCCCGGCGCUCCCCCGCGUUCGCCCCCGCCCCGCGCUCAUCCGGGCGCAAAGCUCCCCCCGCUCCUCUCCACAGCCUGAGGGCAGCCCUGGCCUCGACAGCUCGCCCUAUAGUUAGGGACCCCAGGCAUCGCUGGCCUUUGCACGGGGUGGGGGGCCGAUUCCCAAGGGAGCGGGAGGCGUGGGUCCCAGGGCGGCGGCGGCGAAGGCCCGGGCGGAGGAGGAGACCUGAGUGGAGGAGGAGACCCGGCGACAGAGGCGAGAGCUCGAGCGGCCGCCGCCGCCUCCUCGCCAGCGCCGCGCGCCCAGGCCCCGCUCGCAUGCAAGUCACGUCCGCCCCCUCGGCGCGGCCGCCCCGAGACGCCGGCCCCGCCGAGUGAUGAGAACAGACGUCAAACUGCCUUAUGAAUAUUGAUGCGGAGGCUAGGCUGCUUUCGUAGAGAAGCAGAAGGAAGCAAGAUGGCUGCCCUUUAGGAUUUGUUAGAAAGGAGACCCGACUGCAACUGCUGGAUUGCUGCAAGGCUGAGGGACGAGAACGAGGCCAGCAAACAUUCAGCAGCAGACCCUCUCAAGAUUGUCUACUUGCCCUUGCUCCUGUUGAGUUACCACACUUGAAAGCAGGAGAUGGGCUCAGCAGCAGCCAACAGGCCAUGAUCCAGGAGGAGCAGUGAGGGACAGAGCUGCUGAAUUCAUUCAGAGGGCAGCCUUGUGGAUGGCCCCGAAGCAAGCCUGAUGGAACAAGAUAGAGCCAACCAUGUUGAGGACAACAGACUAAGUCCAUACGUGAUACCAUCUCCUUCUCCCAUUUGCCAGACAGAACCUCUGGCUAUAAAGCUCCAGAAUGGAAGUCCAUUAACUGAGAGACCUCAUCCAGAAGUAAAUGGAGACACCAAGUGGCAGUCUCUCAAAAGUUUUUGUGGAAUACCCCAUAUGAAAGGAAGCCAGAAUAGUUGUCUAAGUCCAGACUUUAUGCAAGAAAGUAGAGGGUAUUCCAAGUGUUUGCAAAAUGGAGGAAUAAAACGCACAUUUAGUGAACCUUCUCUCUCUGGGCUCUAUCAGAACAAGAAAUUGAAACAAGACCAAAAGGCUAAUGGAGAAAGAAAUAACUUCGGGGAAAGCCAAGAAAGAAAUCCAGGUGAAAGCAGCAGUCAACCAAAUGUCUCCUAUUUGAGUGAUAAGAGAGAACCUGUGAGCUCUGUAGCCCCAGAAAAUGCAGUUAAAGAUUUCACCAAUUUUUCAACACAUAACUGCAGUGGGUCUGAAAAUCCAGAGCAUCAGAUUCUGAAUGAUCAGGAGGGGAAAAAUGUUAAUUACCAUGACAAGAACAUUGUAUUACUUCUUAAAAACAAGGCAGUGCUAAUGCCUAAUGGUGCUACAGUUUCUGCCUCUUCCAUGGAAAACACACAUGGUGACCUCCUGGAAAAAACACUGUCUCAAUAUUAUCCAGAUUGUGUUUCCAUUGCGGUGCAGAAAACCACAUCUCACAUAAAUGCUAUUAACAGUCAGGCUACUAAUGAGUUGUCCUGUGAGAUCACUCACCCAUCCCAUACCUCAGGGCAGAUCAAUUCCCCACAGACCUCAAACUCUGAGCUGCCUCCAGCGCCAGCUGCAGUGGUGCCUGAGGACUGUGAUGCUGAUAAUGCCAGUAAACCAGCUGCAAUUCUAUGUACCUGUCCCUUUCAGAAACCAAAACAGCUACAACAACAAAAAUCAGUUUUUGAGAUAUGUCCAUCUCGUGCAGAAACCAGUACCAUCCCAGGAACCACAAAGCUAGUAUCUGGUGAAGAAUUCUGUUCAGAUUCCAGCAGCAGUUUGCAAGCUCCCAGUGGCAGCUCUGAACAGUAUUUAAAGCAAAAUGAAAUGAAUGGUGCUUACUUCAAACAAAGCUCAGUGUUCACUAAGGAUUCCUUUUCUGCCACUACCAUACCACCACCUUCCAAAUUGCUUCUUUCUCCCCCUCCUCCUCUUCCACAAAUUCCUCAGCUUCCUUCAGAAGGAGAAAACACUCUGAAUGAUGGAGAUGUGGAAGAACAUCAUCACUAUCCCAGCCAAAGUAACAUGACCCUCUUAAAAAGAGAGGUGAAGAUAGAGGGCCAAUCAGUGGUACCACCAUCUCGGAGUCCUAAUCCAUCUACACGUGCAUCCAACCCCUCUCUGAUGCUUCUAGAAAGGCGUCGGAGUAAUUGUGUAAACAAGAAUGACAUAAGGACUCCAGGGACAAUGGCUGUUCCAAUGUGUUCUGAGAAAACAAGACAAGCCUCAGAUCAUCUCAAGCAUAACCCACCCAUUGUUGGUAGCAGUAGAGAUCCACAAGACCACUGCCAGCAGUUGAUGGGACACAAAGAACAAGACAUUCUGAAGGGUCAAGAUAAGGAACAAGCAUGGGAUCUUGUGCUCCCAACACAGUCUUAUCUGAAACCAGGGUGGAUUGAACUGAAAGUCCCCCAUUUUCAUCAAGUAGAAUCUCAUCCAAAAUUUAAUGAGACAUCACUGCAGCCAGUUCAUCAGUAUCAGUUCAACCCCUCGAAUCAGAUGACCUCCAAGCAAUACACUGGAAAUUCCAAUAUGCCUUCGGGGCUCCCAAGGCAAGCUUACAUCCAGAAUAUAAUGCACCCAGAACAGAGGUCACAAAUGUACCCAGUUGAGAUGAAUCAAGGGCAGUCUCAAGGUACAGUGGACCAGCAUAUCCAGUUCCAAAAAUCCUUGCCCCAAGUACACUUGUCCAAAACAGACCCUUCACCUGAAGUUCACAUGCAGUCACCGUAUGCCCCUAGAUUUCAUUUUCAGUCAAGACCAGAUUCCCAAACCAAGAAACUCAUGCUCCCAUCAUUAAAACAGCACUUGAAUCAACAGGCUUCAGAGACUGAGCCAUUCUUAAACUCACACCUUUUGCAACAUAAGCCUCAUAAGCAGGCAGCACAAACACAACCACCCCAGAAUUCACAUCUCCCUCAAAACCAGCAGCAGCAGCAAAAACUACAAAUGAAGAAUAAAGAACAAAUGCCCCAGACUUUUCCUCAUCCCCAAGGCAACAAUGAUCAGCAAAGAGAAGUAUCAUUUUUUGGCCAGAUUAAAGUGGAAGAAUGCUUUCAUAGUGAAAGUCAGUAUUCAAAAUCAAGUGAGUUCCAGACUCAUAGCACCCAAAUGGGACUAGAGCAAGUACAGAAAAUAAAUAAUACAAAUUCCCCUUAUGGUCAGAUCCCUAAAUCAAAUGCAAGUGAUGUACAGCUUUCAUGCUCAAAUAAUACACACCUAGUUUCAGAGAAGAAAGAACAGUCCAUAAAUGCUGAACUCUUGGUGGGUAAGAAGACCCAAAACUUGCACCACAUGCCAUAUUUUCCAAAUAAUGUGACUCCAAAGCAAGAUGUUCACAGGUGCUUUCAAGAACAAGAGCAGAAGCCUAAACAGGCUUCAGUUCUACAGGGAUACAAGGGUAGAACCCAAGAUACGUCUUGUCAACAAGCUGCACAACUUGUUCAGCAAAGGUACUUGAUGCAUAACCAAGCAAAUACUUUCCCUUUGCCUGACCAGGGAGGAAGUCACCUUCAGACUCCUCCCCAGAAGGACAUUCAAAAGCAUGCUGCUCUCAGGUGGCACCUCUUACAGAAGCAAGAACAGCAGCAAUCACAACGAUCCCAAACUGAGAUUUGCCAAAACCAGUUGCACAGGCCAAUAAAGGUUGAACCGGGAUCCAAGCCCCAUGCCUGUAUGCGCCUUAUGCCAGCACAGCCAGAAAACAAAAUGUGGAAAAAGAUAACUAAGCAAGAGAUUCCAUCUCUGAACUGUGAUAAUGUGCAGCAAAAGAGCAUCAUUGAGACCAUGGAACAGCAUCUGAAGCAGUUUCAGGUCAAAUCAUUAUUUGACCACAAGGCUCUUACUCUCAAAUCACAGAAGCAAGUAAAAGUUGAAUUGUCAGGGCCGGUCACGGUUUUAACUAGACAAAUCAGUGCUGCAGAACUCGAUAGCCAGACCCCAGCUUUAGAGCAGCAAGCAACUCCUUCUUCAGAGAAGACACCAACCAAAAGAACAGCUGGUUCUGUUCUCAAUAAUUUUUUAGAGUCACCUUCCAAAUUACUAGAUACUCCUAUAAAAAAUUUAUUGGAUACACCUGUCAAGACUCAAUAUGAUUUUCCAUCAUGCAGAUGUGUAGAGCAAAUUAUUGAAAAAGAUGAAGGUCCUUUUUAUACCCAUCUAGGAGCAGGUCCUAAUGUGGCAGCUAUUAGAGAAAUCAUGGAAGAAAGGUUUGGACAGAAGGGUAAAGCUAUUAGGAUUGAAAGAGUCAUCUAUACUGGUAAAGAAGGCAAAAGUUCUCAGGGAUGUCCUAUUGCUAAAUGGGUGGUUCGCAGAAGCUGCAGUGAGGAGAAGCUGCUGUGUUUGGUGCGCGAGCGAGCCGGCCACACCUGUGAGGCUGCAGUGAUUGUGAUCCUCAUCCUGGUGUGGGAAGGGAUCCCACUGUCUCUGGCUGACAAACUCUACUCGGAGCUCACCGAGACGCUGAGGAAAUACGGCACGCUCACCAAUCGUCGGUGUUCGCUGAAUGAAGAGAGGACCUGUGCCUGUCAGGGAUUGGACCCAGAGACCUGUGGUGCUUCUUUUUCUUUUGGUUGUUCCUGGAGCAUGUACUACAAUGGAUGUAAGUUUGCCAGAAGCAAGAUCCCAAGGAAGUUUAAGCUGCUUGGGGAUGACCCAAAAGAGGAAGAAAAACUGGAAUCUCAUUUGCAAAACCUGUCCACUCUUAUGGCACCAACAUAUAAGAAACUUGCGCCUGAUGCAUAUAAUAAUCAGAUUGAAUAUGAACACAGAGCACCGGAGUGCCGUCUGGGUCUGAAGGAGGGCCGGCCCUUUUCAGGGGUUACUGCGUGUCUGGACUUCUGUGCUCAUGCCCACAGAGACUUGCACAACAUGCAAAAUGGCAGCACAUUGGUAUGUACCCUCACUAGGGAAGACAAUCGAGAAAUUGGGGUAAAACCCGAGGAUGAGCAGCUCCACGUUCUGCCUUUAUACAAAGUCUCUGAGGUGGAUGAGUUUGGGAGUGUGGAUGCUCAGGAGGAGAAAAAGCGAAAUGGUGCCAUUCAGGUACUGAGCUCCUUUCGACGGAAAGUCAGGAUGUUAGCAGAGCCGGUCAAGACGUGCCGACAAAAGAAAUUAGAAGCCAAGAAAGCUGCAGCUGAGAAGCUUUCCUCUCUGGAGAACAGCACAAAUAAGACUGAAAAGGAAAAGUCAGCCUUGCCACGUACGAAACAGACAGAAAAUGCAAGCCAGGCUAAACAUUUGGCAGAACUUUUGCGACUUUCAGGACCAGUCAUGCAGCAGGCCCAGCAGCCCCAGCAGCCCCAGCAGCCCCAGCCACCACAGAAGCAGCCCCAGCAGCCACAACAGCUGCAGCAGCCACAGCAGCAGCAGCAGCCACUCCAGCAGCAUCACCCUUUGACUUACAACCCUCAGUCAGAGUCUAUCAACUCUUAUUCUUCUUCUGGACCUACCAACCUAUAUAUGAGACAGCCCAAUCCGGUCAGUCCUUAUCCAAGCUCUUCACACACAUCAGAUAUUUAUGGAGGCACCAACCCCAUGAACCUCUACUCCACUUCAUCCCAAGCUGCAGGAUCAUAUUUGAAUUCUUCUAAUCCUGUGAACCCCUAUCCUGGGCUUUUGAAUCAGAAUAACCAAUAUCCAUCAUAUCAAUGUAAUGGAAAUGUGUCAACAGACAACUGCACCCCGUAUCUGGGUCCCUAUUCUCCCCAGUCUCAGCCCAUGGAUCUAUAUAGGUAUCCAAGCCAAGACCCUCUCUCUAAGCUAAAUCUACCACCCAUCCAUACACUAUAUCAGCAGAGGUUUGGAAAUAGCCAGAGUUUUGCUUCCAAGUACUUGGGUUAUGGAAACCAAAAUAUGCAGGGAGAUGCCUUCAGCAGCUGUACUGUUAAACCAAAUGUGCACCAUAUAGGGCCAUUUCCUUCUUAUUCCUCUCAUGAGAUGGAUGGCCACUUCAUGGGAACUGCCUCUAGAUUACCAGCCAACCUGAGUACUCCAAACAUCAACUAUAAGAACGGUGAACACUGUCCACCUUCUCAUAUAAUCCAUAACUACACUGAAACUUCAGGCAUGUUCAACAGCUCUCUUCAUGCCCUGCAUCUGCAAAGCAAGGGGAAUGACGUGCUUUCCCAUACAGCUAAUGGGUUGUCUCAGGUGCUUCCAGGUCUUAACCAAGAUGCUUCUGUCCAAGAUGGCUUGCACAAAUUAAAUCAUGCUAACAAUCAGGAAAGGCAGCCAUCGGCACCAAUCCAGGUCAUGGCCUCUGCUGCAGAGGAAAAUGAUGAGGUCUGGUCAGACAGUGAACAGAGUUUUCUGGAUCCUGACAUUGGGGGCGUGGCUGUGGCUCCAACUCAUGGGUCGAUUCUCAUUGAGUGUGCAAAGCGUGAGCUUCAUGCCACAACCCCUUUAAAGAAUCCCAACAGGAAUCACCCCACAAGGAUCUCACUUGUUUUUUACCAGCAUAAGAGCAUGAAUGAGCCAAAACAUGGCUUGGCUCUCUGGGAAGCUAAAAUGGCUGAAAAAGCCCGCGAGAAAGAGGAAGAGUGUGAAAAGUAUGGCCCAGACUAUAUGCCUCAGAAAAUCCAUGGCAAAAAGGUGAAACGGGAGCCCACUGAGCCGCAUGAAGCUUCGGAGCCCACUUACCUGCGCUUCAUCAAGUCCCUUACCGAAAGGACCAUGUCCAUGACCACAGACUCCACCGUAACUACAUCUCCAUAUGCCUUCACUCGGGUCACAGGACCUUAUCACAGGUAUAUAUAAUGCCACCCUUUUGUUGGUUACCUCAUCUGAAAAGACCACAACCAACCUGUCGGUAGCGUAGUUCUCACGGUGUGGGCAGUGGGGAAAGGACACAGUAUUCAUGAUAAACGUGGUGGGAAAAACCUCGCCUCACCAGCAAAACAAGAGGUAAUCUUACCACAGCACUUAAUUUCCACUGACUCCUAAGUGGUCACAGAUGGCAUCUAGAAAACAGACCAAAGCAUUCUAUGCAAAAAGAAGGUGGGGAAGAAAGUGUUGCACAAUUUACAUUUUUAAACACUGGUUCUAUUGGGCGAGAUGAUAUGUAAAUGUGAUAUUUUUUUCCCCCUUACAACUCUACACAUCAGUGACCACUUUUAAUAAUAGCAAGUUUGCAUAGUCAUGGAACACAAAUCAAACAAGUACUGUAGUAUUACAGUGGCAGGAAUCUUAAAAUACCAUCUGGUGCUGAAUAUACGAUGUACUGAAAUACUGGAAUUAUGGCUUUUUUAACAUGCAGUUUUUACAAUAAUCUUAAUAUUAACUUUUAUUUAUCAAAAUAGCUACAGGAAGCAUAAAUGAAUAGACAGGAAAACACUGAAUUUGUUUGGAUGUUCUAAGAAAUGGUGCUAAGAAAAUGGUGUCUUUAAUAAUUGAGAAUUUAAUGCCUUUUUAUCAUCAAGAUGCUGUCAGUGUACUCCAGUGCCCUUGAAUAAUGAGGAUACUGUUUCAUUCAAGUUUUUAUCAUAAUUACCUGUUCUUACAUGUGGACAUUUUGAAAGCCUCUGGAUUUUGCUCAUCCAGUGAAGUCCUUGUAGGACAUAAACAUAUAUAUGUACAUAUAUAUAUACACAUACACACAUGUAUAUGUGCACACAUGUAUAUGUAUAAAUAUUUUAAAUGGUGUUUUAGAAGCACUUUGUCUACCUAAGCUUUGACAACUUGAACAAUGCUAAGGUACUGAGACAUUUUUUUAAAAAAAAGUUUACUUUCAUUUUAGAAUGCAAAGUUGAUUUUUUUUAAGAUAACAAGGAAAGCUUUUAAAAUAUUUUUGCUUUCAGGCAUGCAUCUGCCAAUGAGCAAUGUGUCCAUUUUUAAUACAGCCAGUUAAAUCCAAAAUGGGGCUUACUGGAUUCAAAGGAAUACAUUGGUCCACAAAACACGUUUUCUGGUGCUCAUCUCACAUGCUAUACUGUAAAACAAUUUUAUACAAAAUUGUAUGACAAGUUCAUUGCUCAAAUAUGUACAGUUUUAAGAAUUUUCUGUUAACUGCAGUAACAAUUAGCCGCAUGCUCCAACUCCACAAAGCUAGUUCACUUAAGCCUAUGCUGUUUUAUGGAUCUGUAUGCUCCUCAAAGACCUGAAUGGCAGUCUGCCUUUGUGUUGAUAAUUAUGUACAUUGUGAUGGUGUCAUUUCUCAGCUUAAGUGUCCUCUUUACUGGGAAGAUUGAGCAGACUGAUGCCUGCAUAAGAUGAAUAAACAGGGUUAGUUCCAUGUGAAUCUGUUGAUUAAAGAGAAACAAAAAACAGGCAGCUGGUUUGCUGGGAUGGUUUUAAAUCAUUAAUUUGUAUAAAGAAGUGAAAGAGUUGUAUAGUAAAUUAAAUUGUAAACUAAACUUUUUUAACGCAGUGCUUUAGUAUUUUAGUACUGUAUAAAAUUUUAAAUAAAUAUAAAUAUAUAUAUGGGUUUGAAGCAGAAUUCACAUCAUGAUGGUGCUACUCAACCUGCUACAAAUAUGUCAUAAUGUGAGCUAAGAAUUCAUUAAAAGUUUGAGUGAUGUUCCUACUUGUCAUAUACCUCAACACUAGUUUGGCAAUAGGAUAUUGAACUGAGAGUGAAAGCUUAUAGCAUUGUGUACCAUCAUUUUUUUUCCAAGUCUUUUUAUUAUUAUUAUUAAAAAAACAUAACUUUUUCAAUACUUGAUUUCUUAGCAAGUAUAACUUGAACAUCACCUUUUUGUUCUAAAAAUUCAGGGAUAUUUCAGCUCAUGUUCUCCUUAUGCCAACAUGUCAUCUGUGUUUGUGUAAAAUUGUUGUAGGUUAAAUAUAUUCUUUUUCAGGGAUUUAACCCUUUUAUUUUGAAUCCCUCCUAUUGUAUAUUGUACUGAUGUAACUAAAACUAAUUUUGUAAAUCUGUUGACUUUUUAUUGUAAAGAAGAGCAUUUUAAAAGUUUAGGGAAUUUUUUGACUGUUUCAAGCAGGAAAAAAUUUACAUGAAAAUACCAUGCACUGAGCUGAUAAAGGGAAAAGUAUAAGGCCAGAGUUUGGCAAGUGGCCGUUGGCUAGAGUCUUUCAACUCUCUAAAUAAAGCUUUUGAUCCUGUAAUAAAUACAGGUACACACUCCAUGAGGGCUUCCCUAAACAGGCAAAGCACUAUAGGUAUGGUGUGCAAUAUACUGUACAGUUUCAUUUUGGUCUAAAUCCAUUUUUGCAUAGUAUGAUUACAAAUAAAUUCUUAAUCAGAGGAGGCCUUUGGGUUUUAUUGGUCAAAUCUUUAGAAUAUGGCUUUGUCCACUUUAAAUACAAACAUUUAAAAAAUGUUUGCUUUCAUACACCAAACCAUGAUUUAAAUGGUUUGCAUAUACCAUGAAAUAUAACCCAAAAUAUUUGGUUACUAUAUGCAUUUUUUGGUUUUGAUUCUCCAUCCCUAAUGAAUAUUUGGUUUCUAUAUCAUCCACUGUCAUUUGUCAAACUGCUGGCCAAAAAAGAACAGGAAGUACAGUUUGGGAGGUUGGAGAGAGGUGAGGGGGGGGGGGAGAGGGAAUUGAAUGACAUAUUGUAAAUAUUAGAUCUAUAAAUGUAAAUAUCAAACCUGCCUCAGAAUGAAUGAGAAGCAGAUAUAAAAUUUGCUUAUAUAGGAAUAUCAGGUUAACUAUAUAGCCAUACUUGAAAAUGCUUCUGAGUGGUGUCAACUUUACUUGAAUGAAUUUUUCAUCUUGAUUGACGCACAGUAAUGUACAGUUCACUUCUAAAGCUAGUGGUUAACUUGUAUAGGAAACAUUUGCAGUUUGACACUAAGAUAAUGAACUUCUGUGUGCAUUUUUCUAUGCUUUUUUAAAAACUUAGUUUCUUUUCAUUUUCAUGAAAUGUUUGAUUUGUCUGUAAAAUCUGAGGAUGGUUAUAAAUACUGUAAGUAUUGUAAUGUAAUGAAUGCAGGUUAUUUGAAAGCUGUUUAUUAUUAUAUCAUUCCUGAUAAUGCUAUGUGAGUGUUUUUAAUAAAAUUUAUAUUUAUUUA
Messenger RNA from Choloepus didactylus (southern two-toed sloth), 10160 nucleotides. RefSeq names its product tet methylcytosine dioxygenase 2 (gene TET2). Bases 890 to 6946 code for a protein of 2018 amino acids. Gene Ontology annotation, cellular component: nucleus. The transcript has 11 exons. The record is from RefSeq and is a predicted model, not a curated record. Gene Ontology annotation, molecular function: DNA 5-methylcytosine dioxygenase activity. Gene Ontology annotation, biological process: oxidative demethylation; myeloid cell differentiation; positive regulation of transcription by RNA polymerase II. Lineage: Eukaryota; Metazoa; Chordata; Mammalia; Pilosa; Megalonychidae.